This is a messenger RNA of Mytilus californianus (California mussel), 1499 nucleotides long. RefSeq names its product neuronal calcium sensor 2-like. The transcript is spliced from 5 exons. NCBI's taxonomy places the organism in Eukaryota, Metazoa, Mollusca, Bivalvia, Mytilida, Mytilidae. The record is from RefSeq and is a predicted model, not a curated record. Gene Ontology annotation, molecular function: calcium ion binding. The coding region runs from base 435 to 1016 and encodes 193 amino acids.
AUUUCCAUUUAAAGACGUAAAAGAUCAUUUGUAGAAAAGGAGGCAAAUUAUUUUAGUUGUUAAGCGUCCAUUAAGGACAAGUUAUUUCUGAUUGUUUUUACUGGAUUUGAAUGUGAUGAUUAUAAUCCUGCUGUUUGAUGCCAGUUGGAUGCUGUUUUGUUGAGCAUUGUAAGAGAAGUUCUUUUGGAUUGAAAUUGGAUAAGGGAAAAUUGUGAAAGUCUGAUGUAAAACCAUAAUCUAUUGUUAUCACAGACAGAAGAUAGAGUAGUAGCCGUUGAUGUGGAAAAUUUUGUGAUUUACCUGUAAUUCUCACCUGUACAUCUUGUUAUAGCUGUUUCACUGCAUGUUCUAUAACAAUAGUGGCGAUUUCUCAGAGAUUUAAUUAUCAGCUCGUUGAUAAUUUAUUAAUUAAAGAUUGACGUCACAACUGCAUCAUGGGAAAUAAACAGACAAAAAAGAAGUUAUCGAAAGAAGAUUUAGAUUAUCUAGUUAACAAUACAAAGUUCACAAAAACGGAAAUCAAAGACUGGUAUAGAGGAUUUAUGCGAGACUGUCCAGAAGGUCUUCUUUCAAAGAACAAAUUUUUAGAAGUGUACACAACAUUCUUUCCGACAGGAAAUCCAGACAAAUUUUGUGAACAUGUGUUUAGAUCAUUUGACGAAGACAACAGUGGUAAAAUUGACUUCAAAGAAUUUUUGUUAGCAAUUAAUAUAACAUCAGGUGGUAACCCACAGGAUAAAUUGAAUUGGGCCUUUAGUAUGUAUGAUAUAGAUGGGAAUGGGACCAUUGAGAAGAAAGAGAUGGUAGAAAUAAUUGCUGCCAUAUACCAUAUGCUUGGAUCAAACUUGUCAAAUAACGAACUAGAUACGCCAGCUGAGCGCACAGAAAAAAUAUUUGAAAAAAUGGACAUAAACAAUGAUGGUGUUCUAACAAAGAAAGAGUUCGUAGAAGGAUGCAUGAAAGAUCAAUUUCUCUAUCAGAUGUUAACAGCAGACGCUUGCCAGAAUGAAGGAUGAAACAUUUUUUAAGAGAAAUGUUUGCUUAAAAUAUUCCAGAUCAUUAAAAUGUUUUUUAACUUUUUAUUGAGAAUCAGUGCAAUCAUUUUAGGAUGGAAGCAAAUUGACUUCUGACAUACAAAUGUACCAAGAUGGAAAACAAACACAGCAGUGAUAUUCCGUAACAAAUAUUUGUAAUGAUUCUUUUACUAUUUGCAUAAAAAAGAUAAUCAAGUAUUAUUCUGACUAAUUGAAGACCAUUGUUUGUAUUUAAUUGAUCCACACCAGAAGUAUAUAAUGUGAUUGUCAUUCUGUGUAAAUAUUGAUAGUUCAUUUUCCAUCAGUUUAAAAUGUCGGAGUUCCAUUCUCAUCAUUUUAAUUACCACACUUUGUUUUAUAAAUAUUUCUAUUUGCUUUUAACUUUGUAUAAGCCUUUCACAUUAUUUUUAUUUUAUGUUUAUACUUGUUAUUACUUCAUUACAAUUAAAAUAUCAUCCAUUUAAA